Messenger RNA from Dictyostelium purpureum, 243 nucleotides. RefSeq lists its product as uncharacterized. The coding region runs from base 1 to 243 and encodes 80 amino acids. The record is from RefSeq and is a predicted model, not a curated record. NCBI's taxonomy places the organism in Eukaryota, Evosea, Eumycetozoa, Dictyosteliales, Dictyosteliaceae. The transcript has a single exon.
AUGAACUAUUUAACUAAUGCAUUUUACAGAAUAAAAAAUUAUUUCUUCAGUGAUAACAAUAACAAUAAUAACAAUAAUAACAAUAAUGAAAGAAAUACCUGCACACAACACACUAAUUUAAUAAAUAAUUUUUCCAACAAUAAUAUUAAUAAUAAUAAUAAUAUUUAUACACCUUUUAAUAGAUCCACAGACGUUACCAACCUAUCCCCGACAAGCUCAUCAUCCAAAACUAAUUCAAAUUAA